Molecule: messenger RNA, 2478 nt
Organism: Nannizzia gypsea CBS 118893
Lineage: Eukaryota; Fungi; Ascomycota; Eurotiomycetes; Onygenales; Arthrodermataceae
Product: condensin complex component cnd2
Exons: 5
Coding region: 1-2478 (825 amino acids)
Biological process (GO): mitotic chromosome condensation
Cellular component (GO): condensin complex
Molecular function (GO): chromatin binding
Source: RefSeq, a predicted model, not a curated record
AUGCCUCGAGUCGCAAACCCCCCGGUGAAGAGCCGUCAUGGCCGCCGCAGCUCAAAGCCGGCGAGCAACACUACGCCGCACAAGGGCACUCCUCGAAAAAUGCCUCUUAAUGACGAUGCCGGAGAAAAGGUUGCGCGAUUACACUCUCGCCAGGCGCAAUACGACCUCCAGAUGGACCAGAUUAAAGCUGCGGUUAAAACACCGAUGCCAUCACGCAGAUUUAAUACUUACGACGGAGAGUGGAUGAAAAUGGCAACGGAUAAUAAGAUCAAUGCGGCCAACUCAUGGAAUUUUGCUCUCAUUGACUAUUUCCAUGACAUGUCACUGCUGAAGGAAGGUGACGGUGUGAAUUUCCAAAAAGCAAGCUGCACAUUAGACGGCUGUGUUAAGAUUUACACGAGCAGAGUAGACAGUGUUGCAACAGAGACAGGGAAGCUUCUCAGUGGAUUGGCGGAUAGCGGGAACAAAAAGAAACAGGGCGAGAGGGAAGAUGGAGCUGAGAAUGAGGAUGAUGACGAUGAGGAAGAAGGCGAAGAAGGCGAAGAUGGGACCAGGAGGAAGACCCGGAAAAAGGCCCGAUCUCAUGAAUCCACACUUGCACCAUCCUUUGCCUCUCUACAACUGAAGAAGUUUGAACUGGAAUUCUCCGUGGACCCCCUAUUUAAAAAGGCUUCUGCGGACUUUGAUGAAGGUGGUGCCAAGGGUCUCCUUUUGAACCAUCUGUCGAUUGACGGCCAGGGAAGAAUAGUCUUCGACAGUAGCGACGAUGCCAAUGCCACUGCUGAUUCAGAAGCCCAGAAUAAAGGCAAUGAAGACUCCCAGGCUGAUGGACAGGAGGAUGCCGAGAGAUUCUUCCCAAACCUUGACGUAUUAUCCGACCACGAUAUCUGCCCCUCGCUGAAGGAUUUCGAUUUAGGUGACCCAAGCGGGUCUCUUGAAAUACCAUUCUUACGCGCUCCUGAGGACUGGAGACAGGAUAAACAGCAGUCAGAACAGCCAGGUCUUGGUGACGCUUCCGGUAUUGUAUUGGACGAUGACAUCGCCAUUGGAUUUGAUGAUGACGAUGAUGCCACAAUUACCGGAUUCGAUCUUGGAGGCGAGGCCGAAUUCGGACAAGGUGGUGAGGCAUGGGCGCGAGAUGCUGCUUUAGAACCAAUGCUGAAGGUGCAUCGUAUCAGCAAUAUAGGAGUUGGUGGUGAUAAUAACGAUACAACGGUUGACUUUGACAACACUGAAACUGACCCCUUUGCCCUAUCCCUUUCACAUGGAAAUGGAAUGCACGACCACGACAAUAUCCUGAGUUAUUUUGAUAACGCCCUACGCAAAGACUGGGCUGGUCCUGAGCACUGGAAGAUUCGACGAAUGAAAGAUGUCACCUCUGCUGCAGGAGCUGCUGCCCCCAGACAGCGCAAAGAAAAGGAACCUUUUGAAAUAAAUUUUGCUGCCGACCUCGAACCUGCCGUUGCAGAAUUGAUAUAUGCCACUUCAAGCUCUAACUCCGCUAUUUCGCUACCAAAAUCACAGUGGAAAACCAAGGGACGAAAUUUGUUGCCGGAUGAUAAACACUUCAACUCCAAGGAGCUUCUUCGCCUUUUCUUAAAGCCCAAAGCUAAGAUGGGCUUGCGUGGGUUGAAGAGUAGCAAUCGUACCCGGCAACACGAUGCAUCUGGCCCUAACAACGGUGAAAUGGACGAAGCAUUUUGGGCAUCACAGAAACAAAACAUGGACCAGGCAGCGAAUGAUGAGAAUGCUGCUCAAGGAACAUACGAUGCUAACUUCUUUGCUGAUGAUGACGGCCUUGCCUUUCCACACGGUUUGCCAAUGGGUGAUGAUGACGAUGAAGAUAACAUACCCUUUGCAGAUGCUCGGGAAGCAUUCUCUCCUCCGUUGGACUCAGAUGCACAACCUUCAACAGCGGCUGGUGGUAUGACUGGUCUUAAUGCGUUAUUGAACAGCGUUGCUACUCCUGGAGGUGCUCUGCUAGGAGGAUAUGGCUCCCAGCUCGUCACACAAGGUGGCCGAAGAGUCCGUCCAGAAUACGUCAAUUAUGCUCGUGUAGCGAAGAAGGUAGAUGUACGCCGUCUGAAAGAAGUGAUGUGGACUGGAAUGGGUGAGCGUCUAGUCGCUUCAAUGUCUUUCAACUCAGCAUCUCCAUCUGCAGCAGUCACAUCAACAACUGCUGCUGCCAAUCCAACGGUAGAACCAACGGCAGAGGACACUACGCCAAACGAUGAAUCAGAAGAUCUCAAGAACAGUCUUCGUUUCACCGAUGUCAUGAACGGCCUCAAGCAAUCAUACCCUGAACAAGCAAUGCGGGAUAUCAGCACCUCAUAUGGUUUCAUUUGUCUUCUUCAUUUAGCUAACGAGCAGGGUCUUGUGCUGAAGAAUAAAGGCAGUAUGAAUGAUGAUUGGGAGGGUAGGCUUGAAGAGAUAUACGUGACGAAGGACGUUGGUGCUGUUAUAGAAGGCGAUGCAUAG